Messenger RNA from Plasmodium berghei ANKA, 4149 nucleotides. Its product is annotated as zinc finger protein, putative. The transcript has a single exon. Lineage: Eukaryota; Apicomplexa; Aconoidasida; Haemosporida; Plasmodiidae. The coding region runs from base 1 to 4149 and encodes 1382 amino acids. Gene Ontology annotation, molecular function: metal ion binding. The record is from RefSeq and is a predicted model, not a curated record.
AUGAGUAUCGGUGUCCCCGUAACAAAAUCUUUUAACAAGCUGAAAAAGUACCCAUACGAAAUAAAUAAAUUUGAUAGAAGAGAAACAAAUGAAUAUUUUUAUUUGCCAGUUGAUUGUCCUCGUAUGAAAAAAUGCGACGAUGCAUAUUGCCCAUUAGCCCAUACAAAAUUAGAGAAAAUAUUUCAUCCAAUAGUUUAUAAAACACAAGCUUGCCAAAUGGCUAAAGAUGGGGCAUGUGAUUAUUUUCAAAAAUGCGCUUUUUACCAUGAUUCAAAUGAUAAAAAUGAAGCUCAUUUGAAUUGGACUAUUUGGGAAAAAAAAUGGGAUAAAUGGAGGAAUAAUAUCGAUAGUAUUUUAACACAACAUAAUAAAAAUGAUAAAGAAAUCCGAAGAAAAGUAGAAAGUAUAUUAAAAAUUCGUAUGCCGCAUUUUAAUUAUACCACGAAUAAAAAUAACUUAUUUUUGAAUAAAAGUACAUCCUUUCAUUCUACAUGGCCUAGUCUGAAUAAUAACAAUUCGGGAAUUUCUAACAUGGAAAUUGUCGACAUAGGAAAUAUGGGGAGUAUUGGGACUAUCGGUAGUAUUGGUCAAACUGGAAACGCAAACAAUGGAAGUAACAUUAUGGAAAGUGGUAGCAUUGGAAAUGCCGGCAAAUUGAGCAAUAUAAAUAACAUUUUAUGUAAAUCUAUGAAUUCUGCAUUGUUUCAAUAUUCAAGUUCUAUAUUUAAUAAUGCAUGGAGUAAAGGAAUAAAUGGGAACAAAAAACAUAUAAAAAAUAAUAACGAUAAUAAAAAUAGUAAUAUUUGGUGGCUUAAUCAAAUUAAUGAAAUUGGGAUUGUGAACUUAGACAAAAACGUGCAUAACAUAAAUGAAAAUAAUAUAAAUAAAAAUAACAUUUGUUGUGACGAAACUUUAAGUUAUAAUAGCAAUAACGGAACAGAAUGUGGAGUAAAUUAUGAUAUUUUAGAUAAUAAUGCGUAUAAAAUAGUUGAAUUUUGUUUUACUGAUUAUGAUAAUAACAACAAUAGUAAUAAUAAUAAUAUCAAUAGCAAUAAAAACAAAAUUAAAUGGAGAGAUACCACAGAUGCUUCCAAUGGGCAAUCACUGAAUUCCUUUUUUUCACAAAACACAAAGGGUUUGAGUAAUGAUAUAAACUAUUUACAAAAUGCCAAUAAUAAUAAUAAUUAUAACAAUCAAAGAAAUAACAUUUUUCAAUGUAUAAAUUAUAAUAAAACCUGCGAAUAUAUACCAAAUAUACAAGAAGGUAUUGAUGAUAAUAAAAAUAAAAAAUAUAAUACCUUAGAAACUAAUUACAGAGACAAUUUUCUAGCAGAUAUGAAUAAUUCUAAUAAAAAUUUUGAUUUUAUAAAUUCCACCUUUUUUUCAAACAGUUCAAAUGAUAUAACCGGAGCAGAAAACUAUGUAAACUUUCCUACUAUGUUAGAGAUCAUUGAUGAUGACAAUAAUGCUGUUAAGAAUAAUGUUUUUUCCACUGGUAAUGGAACUACGACUAAUAAUUAUAAUAAUGAAAAUGAUAAUAGUGUUAUUAAAAAUAAUGAGAAUGAUAAUGAUUGUAAUGGUAAUAUUACUAAUACUACUUCUUAUACUGAUGGUUUUUCUGCAUUCUACAAUAAUAAUACUGGCAUUACUAUCGAUAAUAAUAUAAAAGAUUUUCCUAACCUUGAUAAUUGCAAAACUUUUGAUAAUUUCAAUUUUGAUGACACAAUUAAAAAUAACAUAAGCAAUUUAAUAUUUUCUGGUGAAGAUAAAGAACACAUAAAAGAGAUGAAAAUUAAAAAAGAAAACGAAAAUAUAGGCAAUGGAAAUGCGAAUGACGAUAUGAAAGGCAUGGAAAAGGAGUUAGAAGAAAACAAUGAAGCAGAAGACAAUGAAAUAAAAGGAGAUGCAGGAGUCAAUACAGGUAACAUUUUAGGAUCUGGAAAUAGCACCAAAGGUGUAAAUAGGUCUCUGAAAAAAAACAAAAACAAAAAAGGUACAAUAAAUAAUGCAACUAGUAAUAAUACUGAAUCAAUGUUUUCUAACAAUAUCGGAGAUGAAGAAUCUAAAAAUUCAAGCAUAAUAAACAGCAGCGAAGUAAAAACUGAUAUAAAUGAUAAAAAGAAAAAUCCUAAAAAGGAAAACCGAAACUCGAAAAAUAGUAAUAGUGAAAAAGAUCAAUACGAAAAAGGUGGAAGUAAAAAGAUUCUAAGUUGCGUUAGCAAAAUUGGAAGCAAUAAUGGUAAUGUAAGUGUGAAUGAAAAUGCCUGCCUAGAAAAUGAAAAAAAUAAAAGUACAAAAUGUAAAAAUAAUGAAAAUAAUAAUAAUAAAAAAGGUGCAUAUUCGAAAAAUACCAACAUUAAUGGAGAUAAGAAUAUGAGCAAAGUUGGCAAGAAAAAUAUUACUGAAAACUUUGUUAGCAGCAACAAUGAUGAUGCUGAUAAUAAAAAUACUGAUAAGAAGAAUGUGGAAAAAAACAAAACAAAAAAUAUUGAAAAAAAUAAAAUUGAUAAUAGGGAUAACACGUGGUCUAUACAACUAAAUAGGAAAUAUAGUGACGUUUUAGGAGAAAAUAUAAUAAACGGUAACGAAUGGAAUAAUACUAUUAAAUGUUUAGAUAAAAGUAAGGGGAACGAUAAUUUGAUCAAUAAUAGUGGGAAAGCUGAUAAAAGGAAAACGAAUAACAAUAAUGUAUUUAGUAACAGUAUAAAUAAAAGAGAACUUGAAAAUGAUAUAAACAAUGAUGAUAAUAUUAUAGUAGAGAAUUAUGGUUUAAGCUUAAUAUAUAACAGUUAUUAUAACGAAAAGGUAAAAUUAGAAAAUAAAAAAAAAAAUAUAAUCGUCGAUAUCGAAAAUGUGAAUAGUAUAGAAAAUAAUAACGUUAUGGUGAAUGAAAAAGGGGAUAACAACAAUACUACAGAACGUUGUAAGAACAAUACGGAUGUAUUGUGCCCGAAUACACCAAGCAAUAACAACCUUUUUAAAUAUGACCAAAACUUAUUGAUAAAUAGAGGUGAUAAUAAAAAUGAAAAUGUAGACAGAAAUAUGAGUAGCCAUAUGAAGGAAUCAUUUUGUGAUUAUACUAACAAUAAUGAAAAUAAACAUGAUGGAAAUAGCAUUUUAACAAAAAGGAUUAAUACAGAAUAUAUUUUCAACAAUGUCAACAAUAUUAAAAAUAGUAGUGAUAUCAAUUAUAUAAAUAGUAAAGAUAAUUUGUUUGUUUUCAAAACAAUAGAGUAUAAUAAACCGAAUAAUGAAACAAUUGAGGAUAGUAAUAGAGGUAUUUAUAAUAAUUAUAUAAUAAAUGAUGUUGAUAGCUCCAUAAAUGUAGAAAAUAAAUCAGCACAUCUUGAAAAUAUUAAUAACAAUAAUACUGAUUCUACGGAUAUAAAAGAGGAUAUAAAUAGAAAUAAUGUAAUGGAAAAUAUCAGGAGUAACAAUAGUGAGAGAAUAAAUGAUACAUUAACUGGUGUGUUAAACAAUGCAUUAAAUGGCAUAUUAAAUGGGGCAUUAGACAGAACUAUGGAUAGUAUUUUUAAAAUAGAUACCACGUCUGAUGAUACAUAUAAUGAGUUGUUUAAUACAUUAACAAGUAAUAGUAAUAACAAUAACUUUAGCAAUGGUAAUAAUAGUGGCCAUAACAGCACACAAAAUGACGAAAUUAAGGAAAAUAUUACGAAUAAUGGGCAAACUAAUGAAUCAUUCGAUUAUACAAAUAAUUUAUUAAAUAUAUUUUUAUCAUGUAAUAGCAUAAAUGAAAACUUUGAUAUAACAAAUUCAGUUAACACCAAUUUUUAUGAAAAUAAUAAAAGCGAUACAAUACCAUUUAAUAAUAGUGAUAAAUUUACGCCAGAAAUAUACGGAGUGCUUAAUAACUCUUCGAAUUAUUUCAAUAUUUUUGGAAAUUAUAAUUUAUAUGGAAGCACAUGUAUGCAAUGUAAACAUUAUAAAAAUGAAAUUAAAAAUUUAAUAUCUCAAAUAAAAGUUUUAAGGGAAGAAAUUAUUAAAUAUAAACAAGUUAUUAUUACAUAUGGAAUAAAUGCAAAUAAAGAUAAUACGCUUAACCCUUGUAAUUAUAAAUGGGAUAAUUCAAAAAAAUUUAAUGGUAUAUAUGAAAAAAAUUAUAUAUCUUCGGUUGAAGCAAACGACUGA